AUGAUAAAACCCUCACCAUAAAUCCCUUCCCGAUAACUAUAUAUAUAAAGGGGGGGGGGGAGGCGAUCAAGGUUGAUAGAGCGUAAAAUAGAGGUUUAAAAAUUGGUAUAGAAAGAGGAAAGGAAUCCAUGGCGGAAAGCAGAGGCUCUAAGAAGAGAUGGCUUCCUCUUGAAGCUAACCCUGAUGUUAUGAAUCAGUUUCUUUGGGGUCUUGGUGUUCCACCGAAUGAGGCAGAGUGCUCUGAUGUUUAUGGGUUAGAUGAAGAACUUCUGGAGAUGGUGCCGAAGCCAGUGCUUGCUGUUUUAUUUCUUUAUCCUCUCACAUCACAGAGUGAAGAAGAGAGAAUAAAGCAAGACAGCGAAACAAAGGUGCAGGAUCCCAGUAGUACAGUUUACUUCAUGAAACAAACAGUGGGAAAUGCAUGUGGAACAAUUGGCCUUCUUCAUGCUAUCGGGAAUAUCACCUCUCAGAUAGAACUUACCGAGGGGUCAUUCUUGGACAAAUUCUUUAAAACAACUUCAAGCAUGGACCCAAUGCAGCGUGCCUUGUUCCUUGAAAAUGAUAGGGAAAUGGAAGUUGCUCAUUUGGUGGCAGCUACUGCUGGUGAAACUGAGGCUACAGAUGAUGUGAACACUCAUUUCAUCUGCUUCACCUGUGCUGAUGGACAACUCUAUGAACUUGAUGGAAGGAGGGCAGGACCUAUUACACAUGGUGCAUCCUCUCCAAACAGCUUAUUAAAGGAUGCAGCAAGAGUUAUCCAAAAUAUAAUCGAGAAAAAUCCAGACUCAAUCAACUUCAACGUUAUUGCUAUUUCGAAAAAAGUUUAGACCAAUGCCUGAUGUGGAGGCUUUUAUGGCUCUGAGAUGUUUAAACCAAUGCUUCUGUGCAGACUUGAGAUUUUAGCUUUCCAUAUUUCUGCUUUUUCCAGUACAAUGUUUCUUCUUGUUGGUAACGCAUAUAUUAUUAUAUUUGCAAUCAUGAGUUGUUUGUGAGAAA
Solanum dulcamara is the source of this 996-nucleotide messenger RNA. Its product is annotated as ubiquitin carboxyl-terminal hydrolase 3. The transcript has 9 exons. Gene Ontology annotation, cellular component: cytoplasm. Gene Ontology annotation, molecular function: cysteine-type deubiquitinase activity. Gene Ontology annotation, biological process: protein deubiquitination; ubiquitin-dependent protein catabolic process. The record is from RefSeq and is a predicted model, not a curated record. Lineage: Eukaryota; Viridiplantae; Streptophyta; Magnoliopsida; Solanales; Solanaceae. Bases 129 to 827 code for a protein of 232 amino acids.